CAGGCCCAAUUUGCUUCCCCGAGCCCCCCAGCUUACUGGGGAAGUUAUCCCGUUAAAGGAGUCCGGUUGAGGGUUUGAUCACGCACGCGCUGGCGUGAGGGGAGUAGCGCUGCGUUUCUCGUUAGGGUGGAUUAACUCCGUCCAAUGUAAACAACCUCAGCGUGACGCUUUUUUGCUUGCAGGACAAGUCAUAAAAGUGCCGCCAAAACACUAGGAGCAGUCGCCUUUCCUUAUCUGCAAAGGCUUUGUGUGUGGUCUCUUUAGAAUUAGAUCAAGUUUUCUCUUGGGUUCAGUCUCUGGUCUUGCUGAAGUCUGUGCUCCAUGACAGGCUUUAUCAGGCUGUUGUUUGUUUCUGUUGUUUUUGCUUUUAGCCCCAGAACAAAGUUCUUCGUGCAUUUUAAAAUGCUGAGAUACUUGUUCAAAGCCAAAAUGGUCCUCUGCAGAGUGUAAUUAUAAUCUUUAUAUUUUCUCUGAAUGUUCUUUUUUUCAUCACAAGUGGAAGACUGUUUCAGGAACUUGCAGGCAGCCAUUGGAGCCUACUAUGAUUUUGAGAGUCCAAACAUCAAUGUGCCCUCCAUGUCCUUUGUAGAAGAUGUGACUAUAGGAGAAGGAGAGUCCAUCCCUCCUGAUACCCAGUUUACAAAAACAUGGAGGAUACAAAACACAGGGACAGAAGCGUGGCCUCCAGGUGUUUGUCUUAAAUACGUUGGGGGAGACCAGUUUGGCCAUGUGAAUAUGGUGAUGGUCCGAUCAUUGGAGCCUCAGGAGAUUGCAGAUGUCAGCGUUCAGAUGUGCAGCCCCAGUACUGCAGGAAUGUAUCAAGGACAGUGGCGAAUGUGCACUGCCACGGGACUCUAUUAUGGAGAUAUCAUCUGGGUGAUCCUCAGUGUAGAAGUUGGAGGACUUUUAGGAGUAACGCAACAGCUGUCAUCAUUUGAAACAGAGUUCAACACACAACCACAUCGCAAGGUAGAAGGAAACUUUAACCCGUUCGCCUCUCCGCAGAAGAACAGGCAACCAGAUGAAAACAACUUAAAAGACCCUGGGGGUUCCGAGCUAGACACAAUCAGCAAAAACACGUGGGGGCCUGCUCCUGACCAAAUUGAACAAGAUCAGACUGAACUGUCACAAAACUCUGUAAAUCUCUCCCCCAGCAGUCACUCGAACAACUUAUCAGUAAUGACAUACAGUAAGAUGCUGCAUGCUGGUUUGAGAAUGCCACAAUGUACAGAGCUGUAGUACACUUAACAUUGAACACAUAUUAGUUGGGUUUUCAUGGUCCUUAUCCCUUUGGACAGUCUUAAAAACAAAAACGGGUAUCGUCGUGAAGAAAAUUUGACAAAGAACGCACUUGGGAGGGAGGGGGAGUUCUGGUGGUUUAGAGAAGAUACAGCAUGAACCCCCUUCUUGGUCUCCAUAUCCUGGGAUAAGAAGAAAACAAACAAUAACUUAAGACUAGUUGUUUCCAGAAAAAACAAAACUAAACUAAAGUAUGCAUGUGUGAAUGCUGAAUUUCAGGAGUGCUGUUCAGUGCUAUGAGAGAGAAACACCAAUGUUUUGUUUAGAAGUCAUUGUCACAGUUAAUUAGGUAGCCUAAAAGAAAUUUUAAAAAAAGUUUAAAAUGGAAAAGCCAUCUCUUUUUAAAAAGAAAAAGAAUAUUUUGCCUACAGAGCGGUUGUAGUCUGAGCAAAUGUUAAUUUUUUGUUUCUUGUUCAUAACUAUUUUUAAAGGGACAGCGUGCAUUUUUAUGGAGGUGUGCUUGCUAUGAAAUGGAAGCUUGCUUAGCAUUUUCUUGGUUAAUGCAGCUGCUGUUUGUAUGUUGGUUGGUAUACAUUUUUAGCUUUAUCAGUAUCCAGAUCCAUGAAUGUUAACACCUUUUUUGUUAUUUACCUUGAAAUCUACUGUUGACAUAAUUCUUCUGGGUAUGAUAUGCAUUAGUCAUCUGCUUGUUCUUUUCUGUUUGAUAAAGUUGCUCAGAUCCAGUUUUGCCAUUUAGGUGAGAAAGUGGAAAGGGCAAGAGGUCUGAAGUAAUGUAAGAAGUUUGUCUUGUGCUUUGAAACAAGCACAUGCUCUUACUAGAUUUCCAAAGCUUACCCUGAAUAGUUAUCAUAUUGAAAUAGUCCCAUGUUCAUUAAUGUACAGUAAUUGUCUUUGAGACAGCUAUGCAUGUAUGUGUAAGUUUUGUGCCAAGAAGAAAUUUGAUUUCUAGAAUGGUAGAGCAUCAGUUAUAAUGUUUUCAUGUCACAUCUAGGUGUAAAAUUCAUCAGUUUGAUUCUUUAGGGAUAAAAAUACAUACUUUGUUAGCAGAAUCCAUAUUGCUUUGAACAUAUAGGAAAAGGAAUCAUCAACUGCCUCUUACAGUAAUUCUGUUCCUCAGCUUCUCUUAACUUUUGGUUUUCUAGACUGAGCUCUGUGUAUCUGUGUGUGUACACACACACGCACACACACAUGUGUAUUGAAAGGAUGGAACUGACUUAGGUCCAACUGUUUGCAGCCCAUGAAGAAUGAUAGCCAUAUAUAAUUGAGGCCAAAGUGUUCAGUUUCAUAGGGAGAAGUAUGAGAACAUGGUCUCUUGAAAUUCUUGGGGUUUGCAUCAGUGUAAGACUUUGAAAGAACAAGAGAAUAGGAGGGGGGCUCUGUCUAAUUCAGAAACUUGAACUAGGCCACAGCAGCCAUCUGCCAAAGAUAGAAUAAUAUGCAAUGCCCUCUUCCUUUCAUCUCACUCAAAAUACCAAGCUGCCUACUCUAUUUGAAAGGGUAAUGAGUACAUGAAUAUGUCACAGUGAUUGUAAUGCAGAUGAUACUGGGCCCAAAGUAACAUAUUCUAAGCCACCUUAUCUUAUUGAUUGGUGUAAAGGGUCUUUUAAAUGUUCUAUAGCUGAUCACAAACCUACUUCCCACCAGAACAUAUGAAUAGCACCUGCAGAGUCUAAACAAUUCUGGCUGGGAUCCUAGGGGGCAUUUCAGGUAUUCAAUCUUCUGAUACCAGUUGACCAUCUAAUGUAUGUCUGUUCUUUUGGAAAACUUUUAUGACUUAAUUUUGUUACCAUCUAUCCAAUUUAAGCACAUAUCAACAUAACUGUGAACACUGGGCAAUGUUAUUGAAGCAGCUAAUCUUAAGAGGGUAAAGAAUGGAAGCAUAGGAAAUAAGAUACAUCUUCAUUUACUUCUUGAUCCUUUCCUCACAUUGGCUCUCCAAGUAAUGUAUCAGUCACUUUAAACAAUGUAUUUACCAAAUGCAAAAUAGACAGUACAAACUGAUUAUGUAUAGCAUUAGUCAUUUUGAUUGAUUUCAAGUGGUUUUAUUUUUUUUCCUUGCUCUGGUAAAGCAACUUUAUAUGCAGGUAAACAUAAUAUGGAUUGUGUGUGUGUGUGUGUUGUUCACAUGUGCUCUGGUUAUCCACAUUGGAAGUCUUGCAGUGGUGACAAUAUCAACUGUUGUUUAUCAAACCAAGUCAAACUGGCUUCAGUUUUCUCUUCAGACCAGUUACUGACAGACUUCACAGAUCUAAUCUGUCAGCUAUUACGGUGCAGACUGUAUUGCCCCCCCAUCCCCCCACACACAGGAGGAACGUUGAUAUUUACUGUCAGCUGCUGUUCUCUUAAAGCAUUUAGGAUGUCUGGUCUCUACUAGUCGUCUCAAAGGCUGUCUGCUUACACUUGAGUAGAAGUGACUCUUGUCAAUAAAACAGUCACUCCAGUGAAGAAAGCAAAAGCCAGAGCCGCUGCUCAGGUGGGUUGCAGUGAACAGUUGUCCUUUCAAUUGUCAUUAGUUCCUGAGAAUCUUUUAGGGGAUAAACAUUGUUUUUCUCUUUGUGGAUGAUCUCUGAAUAAAUAGUUACAAAGCGCUCAUACCUGUUUGCAUGUAUUCUGAGUAGGGUGAUGAUUCUUGCAGUGAUGACAGUGGGAGGAUGUUUAAAUUGCUCUCUCUACUCUGUCUCUGGUUUCUUUUGUCAAAUAUUUUUCCCAUGAUGAUAAAAUCUAUUUCAUUAUUUGCUUGGACCUGUUAAGACUCAAAUUUAAGUUCAUUAAUUUUAAGGUAUGUAUGAUGAUUUUGGAGCUGUAGGAAUGACUGAUGAAAAAAUCAUGUUGAUUGCAUGGCAGCACUUCCAGACUUGAACAGUUAAGGACAACAUUAUGUCCAGACACAAAGGUUUGAUUUGUGGAAGCACAUAAUACUUGUUUCAUAAUCAUCAGGGAAAGCUGGUGCUACCUUAUUUCAUCCCCAAUGGCUUUAACAACUGUGUGGCAAGCAGAAACUUCCCAGAUGUAGCAAUACAAGGCAUGGAGGUGUAAUAAUGGGUAGCCUGAACCUGUAGAAUUAUUGCAUAUCAUAAAGGCACAGGUCCUUUGUUGAGAAGGGUGACAGUAUUAAGUUGCACCUAGGACUAAAGCCCUUUUUAGGUUGUGGAAAUUUGUGUAUGCUGUCAUGUUUUGAAUUGACAUAAGUGCUUAGAUUAUCACUAAUGUGUGCAGUUGAAAGCUGUGAGUGGCUCUCAGGCUGUUGUAUUUACAGCAAAAUAAAAGCUCACACCAUAUUCAAACAUUAGUCCCUCCUAUAUGAUCUGUAGAAAAAUAUUGCUAAAAUAACCCCCAGCCCUUUUUGCCAAUGUAGUACUGCUUGGUCCUGGAGGAAGCUAAAUGUUCCUGCUUUUAGAAAUUUAGUUGUGGAUCCUUGCUACGCAGAAUUCAUCCAGCUUUAUGUAGCAAAUGUGGUUGGCUGUGCCUCCUUGUUUCCCAAGUGAUUCAUUCUGCAAAAAAAUUAUGAUGGAUUCCUGAGGGGAAGAAGUAAUUUAAUAAAGGGAUGUUUGAAUUUCUCAUUUAUAUUAUUCUCAAGAUUUCUCUUUUUAUGCUAACUUAACCAUAGCCCAAGCUGUUGGUUUCAACAAUAUGCUGGUAACUUCUGCAUCUGAGAAUAUGACUCUAGCCUGAGAUGGAAGAGCUCCCAGACCCCUCACUAGGAAACUGGGCAGGUUUUCAUACCCUCUGGCUGAAAACAGGCAUUGUCUCUGUUCACGGGAGGAUAUCAGUCCUGCACUAGAAGUAUGAUCCUAUGUUGUUGCCCGUUUUGUGGAAGGGAAAAGUGAAGGGUAUGAUGUGAUGCGUCAAGGAUUUGGGAAUGUAUACUCAUCCCUCCCCCAGCUGCAGAUGAGCACAUCCUGAAUCUCUCUAGGUACAAGUAUAGCCGAAGUUCUCUGGGGCUAAGAAAUGCACGCUGUCCCAUGUCUGGGUUUUCAUUGUUUUUUCUCUUGUGUGAGUGAAUGGUUGAUUCUGCAGCCUGUCUUUAUUCUCUCUGGGGGGAGUGCAUGUGUAGAGCAGGAUGGUGUGUUGCUUAAUUGAGUCUGGGGAGAAUCCUAUAAUAGCACAUUGUGGGGGAAAACAAAGAUGCUUUUUCCUUAAUGUAUAAAUGAAUAUUUGUAUGAUUAAAUUAACACAAAAGAA
Varanus komodoensis (Komodo dragon) is the source of this 5442-nucleotide messenger RNA. It is a transcript of the gene ILRUN, whose product is annotated as inflammation and lipid regulator with UBA-like and NBR1-like domains. Gene Ontology annotation, biological process: macroautophagy. The coding region runs from base 475 to 1239 and encodes 254 amino acids. The transcript has 6 exons. Lineage: Eukaryota; Metazoa; Chordata; Lepidosauria; Squamata; Varanidae. The record is from RefSeq and is a predicted model, not a curated record. Gene Ontology annotation, cellular component: phagophore assembly site. Gene Ontology annotation, molecular function: ubiquitin binding.